AGGUACGUUUCCUCGACGCCCCGCCCCCACCUGUCAGGAGGCGGCCGCCCCUCACCUGGCUCACCUUCCCGCCGCCUCGCCGCCACAGCACGGCGGCACACUUCUCCGGAGCCCCUCGGUCCACCGCACCCCGACAUGGAACCGGCGUACCGGGGUCUGGGUCGCUGCGUCUGUUGCUUCUGGCUCGCCGUGGCCUUCGACGUGGUCGGUCUGCUGGUGUUGCUCGUCGGCGUGUUCGUCAACGUCUUCUUCUACGACCUGCUCAUCUACGCCGGCGCCAUUGUCAUCUUCCUCAGCCUCGUCUGGUGGGUCUUCUGGUACUCGGGCAACAUCGAGGUGCUCGCCGCAGAGCUGGAGGACGACGUGGGGCUGAAGAAGAAGGACAAGGAGGCUCUGGGCGGCAUCACUGGGUCGGUGCGGCGGCUUUCCAGUCGGGUCUCCACCGGCAUCAGGAACUCCUUGCGCGGGAAUAGAGGACCGGGCCGGUCGGGUCCCGCCGUGGCCUCCGAGCCGGUGGUCAUCACCAUGGCAACCUUAAGGCCCAAUGAGCGCUCUUCGGAGACGAUGGGGUGUGAUGACGUAGGAAUGCCGUACACCUCCACUGAGACCUCACCUGCAUAAUGGAGGCCGACAGGGCCUUUAGGGGACGACGUGGGAGAGUUCAUGGUUCGAUCCCCACCUUCUAUCAACCUCGUCAUGUCUGUUGUGUCCUUGAGCAAGACACUGCACCCUUCCUCCUGAUGGGUCGUGGUUAAGGCCUCGCUUGGCAGCUCCCGCCAUCAGUGUGUGAAUGUGUGUGUGAAUGGGUGAAUGUGGAAAUAGUGUCAAGGCGCUUUGAGUACCUUGAAGGUAGAAAAGCGCUAUACAAGUAUAACCCAUUUACCAUUUUUUUUUACCUUAUUACACAACAACCCUAACCAAAUAACUCUAAAUUAAGUCUUUGUUGCUUGCAAUAUGUUCC
This is a messenger RNA of Nerophis ophidion (straightnose pipefish), 961 nucleotides long. Its product is annotated as transmembrane protein 238-like. Lineage: Eukaryota; Metazoa; Chordata; Actinopteri; Syngnathiformes; Syngnathidae. The coding region runs from base 136 to 621 and encodes 161 amino acids. The record is from RefSeq and is a predicted model, not a curated record. The transcript has 2 exons.